GAGCCCGCCCAUUGGUGGCCCCAUGCCGCCGGAAGCGGAAACAGCAUCGGGCGCCGCCGCCGGAGCACCCACAAUUGCCACCGCGAUGCCGAAGGGUCCCAAGCAGCAGCCGCCGGAGCCGGAGUGGAUCGGGGACGGCGAGAGCACGAACCCCGCGGACAAGGUGCUGAAGAAAGGAAAGAAGGACAGAAAGACGAAGAAGACGUUCUUUGAGGAGCUGGCAGUGGAGGAUAAGCAGGCUGGGGAGAAGGAGAAAGCCCUGAGGGGGGAGCAGCAGCAGCAGCAGCAGCAGCAGCAGCAACAGAAAAAGAAGCGAGAUCCGAAAAAGGGCCGGCGGAAGAAGGAUGUGGACGAUGAUGGUGAGGAGAGAGAGCUCAUGGAGCGGCUCAAGAAGUUGUCUGUGCCGGCCAGUGACGAGGAGGGUGAGGCACCCGCCCCCAUACCCCGAGGAGGGAGGAAAACAAAGGGUGGAAAUGCUUUCGCAGCCCUGAUUCAGGACCAGAGUGAAGAGGAGGAGGAGGAACAGAAACCUGCUCCUAGGCCCGCCAGGCCCGAGAAGAACCAUGUCAAUAAGGCUGGGUCUGAGGAACAGCAGCCCAGGCUCAGGAGCAAAAAGGGAAAGGAGGAGAAGCCCAGAGGAAAGGCUCCUCAAAAUAAAUUUGCUGCUCUGGACGAUGAAGAGAAGGAAGAAGAAAUUACUAAAGAAAAGGGGGCUCCCAGACCAGGGAAGGAGAAGGACAAGAAGGCCGGGCAGGGUUCAGAGGAAGAGGAGGAGGAGGGAGAGUCGAAGGCAGAUGACCCCUAUGCUAACCUGAGCAAAAAGGAGAAGAAAAAGCUGAAGAAGCAGAUGGACUAUGAGCGCCAGGUGGCUUCACUGAAAGCAGCUAAUGCUGCGGAAAAUGACUUCUCCGUGUCCCAGGCAGAGGUGUCCUCCCGCCAGGCCAUGUUAGAAAAUGCAUCUGAUAUCAAGCUGGAAAAGUUCAGCAUCUCUGCCCACGGCAAGGAGCUGUUUGUCAAUGCUGACCUAUACAUCGUAGCCGGCCGCCGCUACGGGCUGGUGGGGCCCAACGGCAAGGGCAAGACCACACUUCUGAAGCACAUUGCCAUCCGUGCCCUGAGCAUCCCCCCCAACAUUGAUGUGCUGCUGUGCGAGCAGGAGGUGGUGGCCGAUGAGACCCCAGCUGUGCAGGCUGUGCUUCGUGCUGACACUAAGCGCCUAAAGCUGCUGGAGGAGGAGCGGCGGCUUCAGGGACAGCUGGAGCAGGGGGAUGACACGGCUGCUGAGAGACUAGAAAAGGUAUAUGAGGAAUUACGAGCAACUGGUGCGGCAGCUGCAGAGGCCAAGGCCCGGCGAAUCCUGGCUGGGUUGGGCUUUGACCCCGAGAUGCAGAAUCGGCCCACACAGAAGUUCUCAGGGGGCUGGCGCAUGCGAGUCUCCUUGGCCAGGGCACUGUUCAUGGAGCCCACACUGUUGAUGCUGGAUGAGCCCACCAACCACCUGGACCUCAACGCUGUCAUCUGGCUCAACAACUACCUUCAGGGCUGGCGGAAGACACUGCUGAUCGUCUCUCACGACCAGGGCUUCUUGGACGAUGUCUGCACCGAUAUCAUCCACCUGGACGCCCAGAGGCUCCAUUACUACAGGGGCAAUUACAUGACCUUCAAGAAGAUGUACCAGCAGAAGCAGAAGGAGCUGCUGAAGCAGUACGAGAAGCAGGAGAAGAGGCUGAAGGGGCUGAAGGCUGGGGGCAAGUCCACCAAGCAGGCGGAAAAGCAAACGAAGGAAGCCCUGACUCGAAAGCAGCAGAAAUGCCGGCGGAAGAACCAGGACGAGGAGUCACAGGAGGCCCCCGAGCUCCUGAAGCGGCCCAGGGAAUACACUGUGCGCUUCACCUUCCCAGACCCACCACCCCUCAGCCCGCCUGUGCUGGGGCUGCAUGGUGUGACCUUUGGCUACGAGGGACAGAAGCCACUCUUUAGGAACCUGGAUUUUGGCAUCGACAUGGACUCACGGAUCUGCAUUGUGGGCCCCAAUGGUGUAGGGAAGAGCACACUUCUCCUGCUGCUGACCGGCAAGCUGACACCAACCAGUGGGGAAAUGAGGAAGAACCACCGGCUGAAAAUUGGCUUCUUCAACCAGCAGUAUGCCGAGCAGCUGCACAUGGAGGAGACGCCCACCGAGUACCUGCAGCGCGGCUUCAACCUGCCUUACCAGGAUGCCCGAAAGUGCCUGGGCCGCUUCGGCCUGGAGAGUCACGCCCACACCAUCCAGAUCUGCAAACUCUCCGGUGGGCAGAAAGCCCGAGUCGUGUUUGCAGAGCUGGCCUGUCGGGAGCCUGAUGUCCUCAUCUUGGAUGAGCCAACCAAUAACUUGGACAUAGAGUCUAUCGAUGCCCUGGGGGAGGCUGUCAAUGAGUACAAGGGAGCUGUGAUCGUUGUCAGCCACGAUGCCCGACUCAUCACAGAAACCAACUGCCAGCUGUGGGUGGUGGAGGAGCAGAGUAUCAGCCAAAUCGAUGGUGACUUUGAGGACUACAAGCGGGAAGUAUUGGAGGCCCUGGGUGAAGUCAUGGUCAACCGACCUCGAGAGUGAGAGUCCUGCUGCCAGCCGUCCUGCCGUCCCCAUCUCCAUCUGGAAGCCUGCCUGUGUCUGCCGCUGACCAGCCACAUGGCCUCGGAGAAGGAGCAUUGCCUUCGUGUGUGUGACAGGACCUGUGUGGAUUGUGUCCUUCCCCUGAAGGACUGUGUUCUCUUUUCACCUGACUAAGCUGACCCUUGCUGUGGUGGGAUCCUCUCCAGCCAAGUUAAGGGGACCUCUUGUCUCGAGACUCAUCACUUAGAACUGAUGUGGUCUGCCCUAAGGCUUCAGGCCCCUCUCCCUGCUCUCUCUUGGAGGGGUGCUAUUCCUGGUGGACUAAGUGCUGAGUUACUGACACAAACCUACACUGACCUCAGAGCUGAAGGCCAGUGUCUGAGGCCCGUGCUGUUAACAGCCCAAUGGCUGGUAUCCAUGGUCACUUGUCUGGCAGGGACUUGAGGACAGGAAAGGGAAGCUGCUGAACUUGAAUCUCCUUCACGAGGGAGGAAAUAAAAGAGUUGUUGCCACCCUG
This is a messenger RNA of Nannospalax galili (Upper Galilee mountains blind mole rat), 3110 nucleotides long. It is a transcript of the gene Abcf1, whose product is annotated as ATP binding cassette subfamily F member 1. The record is from RefSeq and is a predicted model, not a curated record. Gene Ontology annotation, molecular function: ATP binding; ATP hydrolysis activity. Bases 23 to 2593 code for a protein of 856 amino acids. NCBI's taxonomy places the organism in Eukaryota, Metazoa, Chordata, Mammalia, Rodentia, Spalacidae. The transcript is spliced from 25 exons.